AUGGAGGGCGUGUUUUGGCUGUGCUACCACGUCGUGCAGACACGAUCGCGUGCGGAUGUGCCACCCUGCUACGUGCGUCCGUAUCGCUGUGCGUUCGCGGACCAGUACUGCACUUUCUACAAGUCGGCGGAAAGCGCACGCAUGUGCAUGCACAUAAGCAAGCGCACAAUCGGACUGCUUGCACGUAGAGAAAAGGCGAGCACCAGACACUGGAGAUGCGCCAUGCGCUAG
Molecule: messenger RNA, 231 nt
Organism: Mesocestoides corti
Lineage: Eukaryota; Metazoa; Platyhelminthes; Cestoda; Cyclophyllidea; Mesocestoididae
Source: the annotation of a GenBank genome assembly